Molecule: messenger RNA, 972 nt
Organism: Letharia columbiana
Lineage: Eukaryota; Fungi; Ascomycota; Lecanoromycetes; Lecanorales; Parmeliaceae
Exons: 4
Coding region: 1-972 (323 amino acids)
Source: RefSeq, a predicted model, not a curated record
AUGAGCCAGAUCAGCCAACUUUUCCCGCCUGCUCCCAAGUUCACGGAGAAAGACCUUGCAGACCAGGCAGGCAAGGUCUUUCUCGUAACUGGCGGCGCCGCAGGCAUCGGCUUGGAGCUCGCAAAGAUCCUCUAUGCGCACAAUGCGAAGGUGUGGAUCGCAGCUCGCUCGGAACAGAAAGCCUCCAAGGCCAUAGCAUCCAUCGAAGCCAGCUUCCCCAAAAGCAAAGGCGAGCUGGUUUUCCUACAUCUCGACCUCAAUGACUUGAUGGUGGUAAAAAAAUCCGCCGAGGCAUUCCUCGCCCAAGAAACCCGUCUCGAUGUGUUGUGGAACAAUGCCGGAGUGAUGAUCCCCCCGCAAGGCUCGAAAACGAAACAGAAUUACGAGGCCCAGCUUGGAACCAACUGUCUCAGCCCUUUCCUUUUCACAAAACUUCUGACACCUCUCCUGGUCGAGACUGCCAAAACGGCACCGCGAGGAAGCGUCAGAGUGGUUUGGCUGGGGUCGUCGGCUGCAGAAAUGAUGUCGCCUAAGGGAGGAGGGGUUGACAUGACGAAUCUCGAUUACAAAGAGGAUAAAUCAGCUUGGUACAAGUAUGGUGUCAGCAAAGCCGGCAACGUACUGUACAGCAAGGAACUCGCCAAGCGGCACCAAGCCGACGGUGUCCUCAGCGUGGCUCUGAACCCAGGCUAUCUGAAAACGGAGCUCCAGCGCCACAUGUCCGGCGUCGGAGCUUCCAUCUUCAACCUCUUCCUCCACCCUCCCAUGUAUGGCGCCUACACCGAACUUUUCGCCGGAUUGUCCCCCAAGGUUACGCUUAAAAAUUCAGGCGCAUGGAUCAUCCCCUGGGGCCGCUUCAGUAGUAUACGGAAGGAUAUCGAGGCCGCCGGAAAGUCUAAAAGCGAAGGCGGGACGGGACGUGCGGCGGAAUUCUGGGCGUGGAGCGAGAAACAGGUCCAACCGUACCUGUGA